Salvelinus sp. IW2-2015 is the source of this 2841-nucleotide messenger RNA. Its product is annotated as sodium- and chloride-dependent taurine transporter-like. Gene Ontology annotation, molecular function: gamma-aminobutyric acid:sodium:chloride symporter activity; taurine:sodium symporter activity. NCBI's taxonomy places the organism in Eukaryota, Metazoa, Chordata, Actinopteri, Salmoniformes, Salmonidae. Gene Ontology annotation, biological process: taurine transmembrane transport; sodium ion transmembrane transport; neurotransmitter transport. Gene Ontology annotation, cellular component: plasma membrane. The record is from RefSeq and is a predicted model, not a curated record.
GUGGAAAUUUACAGUCCCGAGUCAGUAUCUGGAUAGUUGGUCCGCGGCUAUGAGGCAGUGCCCAAUCUCCACAUAGGAUUUAAUUGUCUUUAUCUGAGGGGCGGGCCUCGCUGUCAACUCCACUUCUUGUGAGCUGUGUUGGCAUAAAGGCAUUCAGUACAGAGGAAUGUAGACAGCUGAGAGAGAUGCACACUACACAUAGCCACACCAUGAAGGAAAUGUAAGUCCUUGGAAUUACUCGACUGGAAUUAGAAAAUAGCCUUACCUUAAUAUUUAUGUCAAGUGAUUAUUGAGGUGUUUUGUUGGAUGCUUUUUGUUUCAACUGAAUAAGCAAUUUCAUAAUGGCACAGAAAGAGAAGCUACAAAGUCUGAAAGAUUUCCACAAGGACACACUGAAGCCUUCGCCAGGGAAGAGCCCAGGCACUCGACCGGAGGAUGAGGCAGAGGGCAAGCCCAUCCAGAGGGAGAAGUGGGCCAGCAAGUUAGACUUUAUCUUGUCCGUGGCCGGAGGCUUUGUCGGUUUAGGGAACGUGUGGCGCUUCCCGUACCUCUGCUAUAAGAAUGGUGGAGGUGCGUUUCUCAUCCCCUACACCAUCUUCCUGUUUGGUGGAGGCCUGCCGGUGUUCUUCCUGGAGGUGGCUCUGGGCCAGUAUACCUCUGAGGGAGGCAUCACCUGCUGGGAAAAACUCUGYCCCAUCUUCACCGGUAUUGGCUACGCCUCCAUUGUGAUCGUCUCUCUCCUGAACAUCUACUACAUAGUGAUUCUAGCCUGGGGACUCUACUACCUAUUCCAGUGCUUUCAGCCAGAGCUGCCAUGGGCCAAAUGCAAUCAGCCAUGGAACACAGCCCGGUGUGUGGAGGACACAUUCCGCAAGAACAAGACCCUGAUGCUGGCUGCCAACAUCACCAACUUCACCUCCCCCGUCACCGAGUUCUGGGAACGUAACGUGCUGAGCAUCUCUUCUGGGAUCGACGACAUCGGCCCCCUAAAGUGGGACCUAGCCCUGUGUCUCCUGGCAGUAUGGAUUGUCUGCUUUUUCUGCAUCUGGAAGGGAGUCAAGUCCACUGGGAAGGUGGUGUACAUCACAGCAACUUUCCCUUUCGUCAUGCUUAUCGUGCUGCUGGUGCGUGGAGUGACUCUGCCAGGGGCAUCCGAAGGGAUCAAAUUCUAUCUCUACCCCAACCUGACCCGCCUACAGGACCCAGAGGUGUGGAUCGACGCGGGAACCCAGAUAUUCUUCUCUUACGCCAUCUGUCUGGGGGCUAUGACGUCACUGGGGAGCUACAACAAGUACAAAUACAACUGCUACAGGGACUGUUUGCUGUUGGGAGGCCUGAACAGCGGUACCAGUUUUGUGUCUGGCUUCGCAAUAUUUUCCGUCCUGGGCUUCAUGGCACAAGAGCAAGGGGUGRACAUUGCCGAUGUGGCAGAGUCAGGUCCUGGCCUGGCCUUCAUUGCUUACCCUAAGGCUGUGUCCAUGAUGCCCAUGCCCACGUUCUGGGCCAUCCUAUUCUUCAUCAUGCUUCUGCUACUAGGCCUCGACAGUCAGUUUGUCGAAGUGGAAGGACAGAUCACCUCCCUGGUGGAUCUGUAUCCAUCCGUCCUAAGGAUCGGUUACCGCCGUGAGAUCUUUAUAGCUGUGAUGUGUUGCAUAAGCUAUCUUCUGGGACUUACCAUGGUAACAAAAGGUGGCAUGUAUGUGUUUCAACUCUUCGACUACUAUGCAGCCAGCGGUGUGUGCCUUUUGUGGGUUGCAUUCUUUGAAUGUAUUGCUGUAGCCUGGGUUUAUGGCGCUGAUAAUUUCUAUGAUGCAAUUGAAGACAUGAUUGGCUACCGACCUAACCCGUGGAUGAAAUGGAGCUGGACCUUUAUCACUCCCGUCCUCUGUGCGGGUUGCUUUAUCUUCUCAUUGGUGAAGUACAAGCCCCUGACCUAUAACAAGGUGUAUGAGUACCCAGACUGGUCUAUUGGCCUGGGCUGGUCUCUGGCCCUCGCCUCCAUGAUCUGCAUCCCCAUGGUAAUGGUCAUCAAGAUCCUCCAGUCCGACGGACCGCUUAUAGAGAGGAUUAAGGCAGUGGCGGCCCCAGUAAAGGGAGGUGCGAGUUCUCGCCCCAAAGAGUACAGCGUGAAGGGCAGCGAGCUUACCCAGCCUCUGAACCCCAAUGGGGACAACAUCCUGAUCAAGCCCACCCACACCAUUGUAGAAACAAUGAUGUGAGCACUCUCUGUGAGAGGAAAUACUGAUUGGCGUGCUGUCUAGGUUAUUAUCAUUUAUUUGCUAACUUUGAUAGUGGUAGAACCAGGUUUACAUUGUUCUAUAUAUCCGCACUAGGAAUAUUCUGGUUUGGUUUCUAUGAUAAUGAUUAAGAGUUUUAUAUAUAUAUAUACAUUGUAUAUAUUGCUGUUGGGUUGUUUUUUAUCUUGGUAAUUUUUUAUCAUAUUGUUGUUGUUACCGUUUUUGUUGGCGAUGUCAGUUUGGGCAGUAUUUUGACCUACCUUUCUGUUGAUUGUGGAACAUUUUCACUCAACAAAAAUACAGUAAACUGAAUGUGUAACUAAUCGUGUAACAUGUUAGGUAGCAAAUUAUUAAGAUAAUAUCCUUACGUUAUUGUGGCAGUAGCCUUGUCUGAGGUCAUUUGUAAUCUGUUGUCGACGCCAUUUGUUGUGAGAUGCAACUGACUGAACCUUCUCUGCGCUAGCGGCGGACGCCAGCCACUCACACCUGCUGGUAGAGUAGCCAUCUGUACCACCUAGGCUGAACGAGCGUUGGGCCAUUAACCGAAAGGUCGUUGGCUCGAAUCCCUGAGCUGACUAAGUGAAAAAUCUCUCAGYGUGCCCUU